AUGGCUAGAAAAGACAAGAAAAAUGGAACUUGUGAACAUUGUAGGCAUCCAUGUACAAUACUACAAAAACUUUGUGAGUAUCUUAAUAGAAAGAAUCCAUGCAGACCCUUCAUUUCUCCAGUACUUUUACCUCAGCACCAAAGAACUUUGACUAUAUCAAGAAAUCCAAAAGUCUUAGAUAUAGCUGAAAUAAAACUGUUAAACAAUGGGGCUCAAGAUUACGAAAAAGAUGAAAAAGCAUAUGAUAAUAUAGAACUUACAAAGCAGACGAAAGAAGAACAAGAAUUCUUUGGAGAACCUGAAAUAGAGAGACAAGUUAUAGACUCUUCUAAAGCUGGUCCAGGUCCAAAAACUCAAGCACAUCAGGAGGGAAAAAACGAACAAUCUAGAAAAAUUUCUUUGAAAAUAGACCAGACAGAUAAAGAAUUUGAGUGUCUCAGUAUGAUUACUGGGGAUAAUAAAAAAAGUAUAAUAUUUAGAGAGCAAAACAUGGGACCAGCAUUAAAAAGACGAGCUGUUGCCGUAUAUAAUGCAAAAGUUUCAAGAUAUCAUCAAGAUAAUGGGAGCAAUAUCAGAAAAAUGUUAGAGAGUCAGAGAAAACUAUUUCGGGAAUUGCUUGAAAAAGAGUUUGAUAAACGAGGUCAAUUCAAAUUUUCAUUAUGUUCUCUUACAAAAUUCCUUAUAGAUGACAAACCAGGAGAUAAAGAAAAAGAUAAGAAAAAGAACUCAAGAACUGAUUGGUUACAAAAUAAACAAAUUAUAAGAAAAGAGGAGGCAAGUCUAAUGCUUAAGAAU
Racocetra persica is the source of this 795-nucleotide messenger RNA. The record is from the annotation of a GenBank genome assembly. Lineage: Eukaryota; Fungi; Glomeromycota; Glomeromycetes; Diversisporales; Gigasporaceae.